Molecule: messenger RNA, 1002 nt
Organism: Euleptes europaea (tarantolino)
Lineage: Eukaryota; Metazoa; Chordata; Lepidosauria; Squamata; Sphaerodactylidae
Gene: PUSL1
Product: pseudouridine synthase like 1
Exons: 8
Coding region: 1-1002 (333 amino acids)
Biological process (GO): tRNA pseudouridine synthesis
Molecular function (GO): RNA binding; pseudouridine synthase activity
Source: RefSeq, a predicted model, not a curated record
AUGGCUUCUCCGACGACACGUUAUUUAAUAUUCUUCCAGUACAUUGGGACUAAAUAUAGUGCGGAUUUCGUGUUCAGCAUGUGUAUAGACCAGCGUGGCUGUUGUUUUCAGACAACGUUUUUUCUUUGUUUCGUUUUCAGUGGCGUGAAAGCAGUCCCCCCUGACCAGGCGGUGCUCGGGGUGCAGAACUACAUGGAGAAAGCAGCAGAGAAGCUCCUACCCGUCACUCCAAUCAAAUUCGUAGUCUCCAGCCGGACGGACUCAGGGGUGCAUGCUUUAUGUAACACUGCCCACAUUGAUAUAGAGAGGAAACCGGGGAGCCCUCCUUUCUCUGAAACCAUCCUCGUCAAGUCUCUUAACUGCUUCCUCCAGCCUGAGCCAAUCCGUGUCCUGGGUGCCUGCCGUGUUCCCGACACCUUCCACGCCCGCUUCUCGGCCCUGUCAAGGACCUAUGUCUAUCGGGUGGCAACAGGCUGUUCCUAUGCAUACGAGAUGCCCAUUUUCGAACAGAAACGGUGCUGGGCGACAUGUAGAGGCCACUUGAAUUUCUCGGCCAUGCAGGAGGCAGCGACGUUCCUGCAGGGCACCCACGACUUCAGCACCUUCCGCUCGGCCAGCAAGGAACUGCCUGUGAGAAGCCCUGUCAGGACCCUGAUGCGGGCAGAGGUCAGACCCUCUUCCGGUUUCCUCUUGCAUCACAGCCAGGACAGCGAGCUGAGGUUUUGGGAGCUGGAGUUCCAAGGCCGGUCAUUUCUCUACAAGCAGGUGCGGCGAAUGGCCGGAGUACUGGUGGCCGUGGGCCAGAACUGGCUGAAGCCCCACCAUGUGAAGAGUCUCCUAGAGGCCAGGGACCUGAUGGCUUACCCCAAGAACGCCAUUGCGCCAGCACACGGGCUCUUCCUCAAGGAAGUAGAGUACUGCGAAGCGGAUUUGGAGAUGGGAACGACAGAGACAGAAGAACAGUCCGGGUUGAUGUAUCAUGGACCCCAGGAAGACUGCUAG